Molecule: messenger RNA, 1929 nt
Organism: Gloeophyllum trabeum ATCC 11539
Lineage: Eukaryota; Fungi; Basidiomycota; Agaricomycetes; Gloeophyllales; Gloeophyllaceae
Product: glutamyl-tRNA synthetase
Exons: 12
Coding region: 139-1683 (514 amino acids)
Biological process (GO): glutamyl-tRNA aminoacylation
Molecular function (GO): tRNA binding; ATP binding; glutamate-tRNA ligase activity
Source: RefSeq, a predicted model, not a curated record
GAGCUCCAGACCUCGAUCAUGGCUACUUGAAUUCGCAGUAAACCUCGGUGCGACAUGUCUCUACUAGACUGCUAGCGACUGGGACUCGUUCACGCCUACCUACUAAUUCGCCUAGAAUACUGUACUUCGACUACUAACAUGGUCCUCCUCCGAUUCGCGCCCUCACCCACCGGCUCCCUCCACUUGGGCGGCCUCCGAACCGCGCUCUACAACUACCUGUAUGCACGUAAACACGGCGGGAAGUGGAUCCUGCGCAUUGAGGAUACCGACGCUACGAGGUAUGUCCCCGGGGCAGUGGACAAUAUCAGAGAAAGCUUGAAUUGGGCUGGGUUGGAGUAUGACUAUGGACCUAUUAAGGGAGGUCCGCAUGGACCGUACUUCCAGUCGGAAAGGCUGGACUUGUACAAGAUGUACGCAAAUAAGCUGCUAGAGUCCGGCCGUGCGUACAGGUGUUUCUGCACACCCGACCGCCUGUCUGCUACCCGAGAGAGACUGGCACGCUCCGGUUCCAAUGAGACGUACGACAAGGCGUGUCUGCAUCUCACGGACGAGGAAGUCGCGCGGCGCGUGCGCGCAGGGGAGAAACACAUCAUUCGUUUGAACGAUGGGAACUUACCACAACGCCCUGCCCCUCACGACAUCGUGUUCGGUGCGCUGAAAGACACGCACGCAUCCCUCCCGACGGACCCCGUCCUGCUCAAGUCGGACCUCUUCCCGACAUACCAUCUCGCGUCCGUCGUAGACGACCACGAAAUGGGAAUUUCGCACGUCGUACGCGGUGAGGAAUGGCUGCCAUCAUUACCGCUGCACCUCGACCUGUACGCGUGUCUGUCCCUCGCCCCGCCGCAAUUCGCGCACCUCCCAAUUUUACUAAAUAACGACGGGACAAAGAUGUCGAAACGCAAGGGCGACGUGCAGGUUAUGGAUUACAUCCGCCGCGGCUGGGAGCCUGCCGCGGUAUUAAAUUGGCUGGCAUUGGCGGGAUGGGGCGUGCAGCACGAGAACCCAGAUACCAGCGCUGGGUCGACGUCUGCGUCAUCCGCGCCCGCACCAGACAGCACGGCUCUGAUGACGCUGUCUGAACUGAUUGAAAAGUUUGACCUGUCAGCAUUAACCCACCGCCGCUCGGUUCUUGACCCCAAGAAGCUGGAGUACAUCAACAAACAUCACCUCACGCGGGCGUGGUCGACCCCGGAAGGCCUGGACAACCUCGCGGCGCGGUUACACGACUCUGUCAAGGCUGCCUUCCCCCUCAGCCAGUACACGACGGAAGACUACAUCAAGAAGGUCAUUCCAACGCUGCAGGAGCGCGUGACGAACCUGCAGCAGUUUCCCUUCCUCGCACCAUACUUUUUCAUCGAGCCCGACUUCUUCACCGCGGAAGCUCAUGAGAUGGUGAAGUCGAUCAGCCCAUCAGAAUACUCUGACGUUACACGGGCGGUCGCGGCCCGCCUUGAAAAGCCUGAUAUUGUGUGGGAUCAGCAGAAUAUAUCCGCAGCCUUACACGAAGAAUCUACAAAGAGCGGUAUCAAGAGCAGGGUAUUCAUGACUAUCCUUCGACACGCCCUCACAGGGAUGAAGACUGGUCCCUCAGUGGCGGAGAUUAUGCACACAAUUGGUCCAGAACGUACACUGGAACGGCUACACACCAUCCGCGGCAGUCCACUUGUCAGCAAGAUGUAAUUAUUACUCGUAUUCUAGGGGAAAUUAUGCUACAAAUCAGAUGCGUUUGUAAUGAUACAUGGGUGUGCAUGGGGAAAGACAGUUCUUCGAAAGCAAUAGUGUAGUAAGAAACGUCGCAUGUUAUAGGGCUUCCCAACCUCCAUUGUCGACAGUAGCCUCUAAUUUCCGUGCUACCAGCGUAGGGAUGCCGUUGGUUAUCCAAUUCUUGCGGAUAUCCUCCCACCGGGCGUGAUGGAGAUAUUGUCU